UCUCCAUUCAGACAUGUAAUUACAUGACGAUCAUGUGCAAUAUCGAAGUUUGAAUCGGAUUUUUGUUCUGUUACGUACAGUGGGAUAUUGGAAUAUCAAAGAGGAUUUGUUCUUCAUCUGCACUUUGUAUACAGCUGAGGACGGUUGCAUACGCGUUAAUGAUGUGUCGAAAUACUAUAUCUGAUAAUGAACAUACUUUUGUGAAACUAUAUUUUAAGAUGUAAUUAACUAAACUUUACUGUAUAAUAUAAUCAUUUGGCUAGAACGUUUGUCUGUAAAUAUUUGCCAACAAAAUUGGAAAUUAAUCGUCGAAAGGCUGUGAAAUACAUGCGCUGGACCAGCAAGAAGCCUGGACAAAAUGUCACAAGACACACCUAUUACAUACUUUGAAGAAAUGAAGGUCAAGCCGGAGGUUGUAGAAGCAUGGGGUGAUGAUUCUGCACAAACAUCCAAGCUUAAGAAGCUCAUUCGACCACUUCUGAUUGCUAUGGCUCUGUGUGGGUGCUAUAACUUCAGCGAUAUAAUGUAUAUCGUCCACGGCCACAGUUGCAACGCCAAGAACGCGUUGUCUUCGAUAUACAGAUUUGUGUAUUUGGUGAUUAUAUUGAUUAUGUGCAUAAAAUACGGAGUUUGCUUACAUUACGCUUCAUCUGAAAAUAAACUGUUAAAUGUCCUGGCGUUUCUAUGGGUUCUGAGUCUGCUUUCAUCAUUCAUCGUGUAUUUAAAAACGACAAGUAGACAAUUUGGUAACCUUGAAAAAUGCUUUAAAACUUGGGAGGAGGACAUUGUGCGGGAAAGCAAAGAACUUGGCCUACGUUGUCCAAUCAGUGUGAUAAAAAGCAGAAUGAAAUGGGCAGUUACUGUUGCAACUGUCGUUAUAGUUACGAAUGUAGCUGGUCUUACGCUACAGGCUGAAAUGUACCCCGAACUUGCAUCAAUUCAUUACUUCCCGUUGCAAAACAGCAUUGGGGCCAAAAUUGGAUUCAGUGUACUAGCAGUAAUGGCUUCCGCGCUCUGGAUUAUCCCGCAGGCAUACGCGAUGGUUCUUUCCAGAAUACUCACAUUACUUUUCGAGAUAUUUACGGAAAAACUGGAACAGGACAUCUGCUCCGAUAGGUGCACAGUACCAAACAAUUUCCAGAAACUACGAUUAUUACACUUGAAGCUCUCCAAACUCGUUUCAGACCUUGACAAAGACCUUAGUUGGUUUUAUGCCGCUGACAUAGGGUUUGGGACAGGACUCGGCGUAUUUUCUCUCUAUCAGAUCAUGAAAACCACCAUGGAUACGUUCACCCUGAUUUUGUUCAUGUUCUGGUUUCUAGCCUCCCUGGCAAUAAUUUGUUUCGCUUCAACAUUUGCCGCAUUCACACAUGAAGCGGCCCAUGGACCACUUGACUGCAUAUACAACAUAAACGUUCAGGACAUAUCUGUGGAGAAACUGGCGCAGUUGAACCUGUUCCUGUCGAAGCUGACGGGAACCCAGAUCGGAUUCACCACUAGUGGCCUUCUUACCAUCACCAAGGAGUUCAUACUCACGCUUGCAGGGGUAUUCCUGACUUAUUUGGCAGUUCUCUACACGCUGUGAGACUUUUCAUCGAACGUAAACUAGUGCAUCCCUCGUAUGACGGAAUUGACAUGCUUCUACGACUAUGAAGCCAUUUGCUUACUAUUUAGAUUACACAAUUAUGCGAUAAUAGCAUACGUGAUAGCAAUUUAGAAGGGGAAACCUUGGUGAAAUUAUUUUCGCGCAAGUUAAACAAAUUGUAAGCUGGUCUUUUGGAACAUUGAAUUAUUGAUUAUAUUGAUCGUACCUUAAUUAAAUGAUUUUUAAUUUUGUUUAUCAAUUGACGUUGUGAUGUAUAGUGUGUCUACAUAGGUAUAUAACAACAAAACAGUGUUUUAGUUUUCAGUAUAUAUUGUUUAGAUGAAAAAGCAUAUCCUUCUUACGGUUUAUUCAUUUACACAUUUGGACAUCUUCAUAGCUAUAUAACAAGCAUACACGAAACCUAUAUUUAACGUUGUGCUUCGUGGAUUUACCACGAAAAUCACGGAUUUUCAAGUGCAUAAGUGUACAUUGUCAAAUGCAAAUGGUAAUCAACACAAUAAAUGCAUUUUUAAUGUUUUUUAGUCGUGGCCCUGUUGUUUCACUAGCAUUCUAUCAGCGAAGGGUUGAAGGGGUGAACAUUGAGCAAUUCGUAUAACUAAUAUGAAUAAUUUCUCGUUGCGUCCCAAUUGUUUGAAUUUAAAAUAAAUAAACGCUUUGCUUUGUAUGUGUCUUUUUUGCAACAAUAUAUAUAGAAAGUCAUCCAUAUUUUCAAAUUCAAUUUUCCCUUUUUGCUUCAAAUUAUGAAACUUCAAAGAUAGGCAAACAUCCUUCCGUACUAUGUUUUUGUCCAUGACAUACGCUGGUAUUGUCUCUACAUUUAUGAAAUGUAUCAACAACUUAUGUAUAAUAUUCAACAGCACUCAAGAAUUUUAGCAUUAAAAUCGUGACCAUGCCCUAUUAAAUGGGUUCAUUUGCAAUAUUGUACGGAACUACUUAUGGAAGGGAAUGUCAGAAAAUCCAUUCACGCUGCUUAAUGACAAUUGCAUCAACACGUUCUUGAUUUUUAAGUUAUCCUUUCUGUGGUUUGUAAAGUUCAUGGUCCGGUACAUUUGAUUAACCUGAAACAAAUCCUUCUUAAGGACUUUGUAAGCCUUGUAUGGCUAACUGGCUUACAGCCUGAAUGACCGCAGUUCAAUCGCACCAUGUAAGAUCAAGCUGACCGCAGCUGUAACUCGGAAUCAUCCGAUUAUACUACGUAAAUUAUUUUUCAUAAUACAGAAAUACACGAACAACAUCAAUAUUUAAAACGAUGAAUGUAAUUGUUAACUUAAAAGACAACAGGGGAUCUUACUUGGUACCAACAAUAAUAUUGACAU
This is a messenger RNA of Dreissena polymorpha, 2922 nucleotides long. RefSeq lists its product as uncharacterized. Gene Ontology annotation, biological process: detection of chemical stimulus involved in sensory perception of taste; sensory perception of taste. Gene Ontology annotation, cellular component: membrane. NCBI's taxonomy places the organism in Eukaryota, Metazoa, Mollusca, Bivalvia, Myida, Dreissenidae. Bases 359 to 1585 code for a protein of 408 amino acids. The record is from RefSeq and is a predicted model, not a curated record. Gene Ontology annotation, molecular function: taste receptor activity. The transcript is spliced from 4 exons.